Messenger RNA from Lachancea nothofagi CBS 11611, 507 nucleotides. The record is from the annotation of a GenBank genome assembly. Lineage: Eukaryota; Fungi; Ascomycota; Saccharomycetes; Saccharomycetales; Saccharomycetaceae.
AUGAUAAACACGUGCGAACAUGUCAAUCAAUUAGCUUUUGGAAAAGCGUUUCCCCAGGUGCGGGACUUGGCACCAAAGGUGUGUGGCGUUGCGCAAUCCGGCUCACAUACACACUAUUGCGAAAUAGUGGCGAGAUCUGGUUCUAAAAGACUCAGUUGCUCCAUAGCAACUCCGCUUUUAGCGAAAGAUCAGUUGCUAUUAAUCAACACGACUGGCCCCUCUUCCUCUCACCUCGACAUGGUGAUGAUGCGCCAAGGAGACCCCUCGUAUCACUGCGUAGGAAGAAGCGAUAAUGCUGACAAGUUGCCAAUAGAUUCACGAGCUGGUCUCGAUCGAGGUCGUAACCUACAUAGACCUGCUGUUGUCAAGGACUACAAGGGACGAGCGUAUCACACGACAUCGAAAUGUCGGAUCUUAGGUCGAAAAGUCCGAUUUUACGCGAAAGAACAUUACUGCCCAAGCCGUGCCUUCCCUAUACUAUCGGCUCUUACAGCUGUCAUAGUUUGA